AUGCUUAGAAAUUACCAUGCAAUGUUGAAUCGUGAAGGUCCCAAAGCGCUUGGAUCACGUCCAUUACCCGUCGGUAAAGAGAAUUGCUUUGAAGGACUGACAUUUGUGCAGUCGGGUGAAUUUGACACCUUGACCAAAGAACAGAUCAAAGAUUUGAUUAUGCGUUAUGGAGGUCGACUGACUGGUUCAGUGAGUGGUAAAACCACACAUCUGUUGAGAGGACGUGAUGCCGGCCAAACAAAAACUGCCAAAGCAGAGAAGCUUGGAACAAAGAUUAUCGAUGAGGAUGGAUUCUAUGCUCUCUUCGAUUCAGCAGCUGCAGAACAACCCAACGCAGAAGAGAAGAUGAAAGAAAGUGGGCAGUCAAAAGCAAAGGACAGUCUGUGGGUUGACAGGUAUCGUCCCCAAACCCUAAAGGACAUUGUGGGUAACAAGGAAACGAUCAGAAAGGUCUCUGCAUGGCUCGAGAACUGUUUGAAGCAGAAUUUCAAGAAGGGAUCAAGUCAAAACGACGAUAUCGAGACAAAGCGGUCUGUUCUUCUGAGUGGUCCUCCGGGCAUCGGUAAAACGUCGAGUGCCCUUGUUAUCGCCAGAACUCAUGGAUUUGAGCCUCUUGAAUUAAAUGCCAGUGAUGGGCGCAGCAAAAAGAUAUUGCAGGUUCUUGUCCUUAUCAUGGAUGAAGUGGAUGGCAUGACUGGCGGUGAUCGCGGUGGAUCAGCUGAACUUGCUUCACUUAUUCGAAAGACAAAGAUCCCUGUGAUUUGUAUCUGUAACGACGUUCGAUCAGACAAAGUCAAGCCCUUGCUGAACGUGUGCUACGAUGCCCGGUUCAGACGAACACCGGCAGCCCAAAUACGAUCACGCUUGAUGACUAUUGCCCAUCGAGAGGGCCUUAAGGUGCAAGCCAACGCAAUCGAUCAAUUGGUUGAAGCUACACACAACGAUAUGCGACAAAUGAUCAACAUCCUGUCCACUUUCAAGUUGGCUCAAGACUCGCUCAGUUAUGAUCAAGCAAAGGCACUUGGUCAAGCAAACGAAAAAUACGAGCAAUUGAACGUCUUUGACAUUGCUCUCACGUUAUUAUCCAGCAGUUCAUCUGCCGGAAAAUCACUCAGUGAAAAAUACGAUUAUUACUUUCACGAUUUCAGUUUGGCUCCUCUCAUGAUUUGGGAAAAUUAUCUUCGUGUAACGCCUGCCAAGGCAGAAGCUCCAUCAGGUGAUCCCAAUGAAAGAGCACGUAAUGAGAUGCGUCUUAUGGCAAAAGCAGCAGAAGCGUUUGCGGACGGUGAUCUUGUCGAUAGACAGAUCCAUGGCACGCUCCAACAAUGGUCGCUCAUGCCUGUGCACUCUAUCUUCUCCUGUGUUCGACCCACACACUACAUUGCGGGCAGAAUCCAAGGCCGUCCACAAUUCCCUCAGUGGCUCGGUCAAAACAGCAAAGCAAACAAGCACAUGAAAAUGUUGAACGAUAUCCGGUAUCGCAUGCGGCUUCGAUCAUCCGCAAAUCGAUACGAAGUGCGACAAAAUUAUGUGCCCACAUUUGUCGACCGUAUGUUUGAUGACUUGAAAGAGAGCAAUGUAGAUGAAGUUAUUGCUAUCAUGGACGAAUACUAUAUGCAACGUGACAAUCUCGAUGCACUGAACGAAUUGAUAAUCACAUCGAAGAAACCCAUGGCCGCGCUCUCUACAGCACAAAAGACGGCAUUUACACGAACGUACAACAGUCAGAACCAUCCGAUACUAUUCCAAGUUGCAGGAGAACCUAUCAAGAAGAAGCUGGAUGCACCUGCUGAGGAUCGUGAAGGCGAGAUUUUCGGGGAAGAUCCUGAUUUCGGCAUGGCCGUGUCUGAUGAAGAGUCUUCCGGGGAGGAUUUGGGUCAAGACAGGUUGAUCUCCGAGUCCAAGAUAAAAAGACGCCCAAGACCAUCAUCGUCGUCGUCGUCUGGCAGACUUAGGAAGAAACAAAGAACGAAGAAAUAG
This is a messenger RNA of Zychaea mexicana, 1980 nucleotides long. RefSeq names its product replication factor RFC1 C terminal domain-containing protein. The coding region runs from base 1 to 1980 and encodes 659 amino acids. The record is from RefSeq and is a predicted model, not a curated record. Gene Ontology annotation, cellular component: nucleus; DNA replication factor C complex. The transcript has 13 exons. Lineage: Eukaryota; Fungi; Mucoromycota; Mucoromycetes; Mucorales; Lichtheimiaceae. Gene Ontology annotation, molecular function: ATP hydrolysis activity; DNA binding; ATP binding. Gene Ontology annotation, biological process: DNA replication; DNA repair.